Molecule: messenger RNA, 807 nt
Organism: Styela clava
Lineage: Eukaryota; Metazoa; Chordata; Ascidiacea; Stolidobranchia; Styelidae
Source: RefSeq, a predicted model, not a curated record
GACCAAAUCAUUUUUGGAACUUGUAUCUUUCGGGUUUAUAUUGCUUAUGAUUAUGGAGGACAAUCAUAAAAUCAAGCUUAGAGCCUGCAUCCAGGAGAAGCAGGACAAUCGUCGUCGAGAAAAUGGCUCAUUAAAAAAGAUUGCGAAGUUUUUCAGCAAAGUCCGCGCUCGUGAAAAUCGGAAGGCCAAGUCGAAGACAAAACAUUUUUCACACCGGUGUGGAAGACUACUACGAAAGAUUUUUCUUUGCUGCCCAUCGAACGAGCUAGAUGACGACUUUCUUUCGACAUUGAACGGUCCAAAUGUUCCUGGACCUUCUGCCCGCAAUGCCAUUAUAAACAAGGAUGAAGUAUUCAAUCCUGAUUUCGGGUCACCGAGACGACAUCCAAAAUCUGUUGGACAAGAUGGCAUCUCCCUCGAUGACAUUUUCCUUUGUCUUCCACCAGACGAGAUAGAUGUUGGUCUUCUUUUGGCAUUGAAAGGUCCGAAUGUUCCUGGACCUUCUGUUUACAAAGGCAUUAUUGACAAGGAUGGAGUAUUCAUACCUGAUUUCGGGUCACCGGGAAGACAUCCCAACCUUUUUGGACAAGAUGGCAUCUCCUUAGAUGACGAAACGCCACCUCUGGAAAUCGAAAUUCCUUUUGCCAAGUAUGCAGAACAAAGACUGUCGUUGGACUGGUGGGAUAAGAUGGAUUCAAUGGUUGAUAAGAAAGAACGGAAAACGGACAUGAAAUCGAAUCAAGCGAAUGUUAAAAUAUUCUUAUAAGACCGUCCUGCUGCGAAUAAAGUGUCAACACAGAAAAAGGG